GCGUACACAAACCCGUGCACAUCAGCUUCAACCAAAGUUGUCAGAGAGUCUGACCCUUCUUUACAAGGCGAGCCCUGCAGGCGGGAUGCCCCCAGACAACCACAGGUGACUGGAAUACAAGAAGGAGGCCUUGGCCAAAUGACAAUCUGGGAUGGAAGUAUUGCACGGGACGGAAAAUUCGAGGGCAACACAGUGGAUCCUCCUAAUCCUGCUGCUGCCGGCUCUCAUGCACGGGACCACAGGCCAGAGAAGAAACGGACACAGGACCAACUACAGGCUGCCAAACGACGGAGGGAAUGCUUCCACCUGCUCCCUGGAGGUGGUCUUCAUCCUGGACAGCUCGGAGAGUGCCAAGAUCUUCCUGUUUGAGAAGCAGAAGGGAUUCGUGUUGAGCUUCAGCACUCGCCUGUCCAUGCUGCAGGUGGACGGAUGGACGCUGAACGUGCGAAUGGCCGCCCUCCAGUACAGCAGCACCGUGUCGGUGGAGCACAGUUUCUCGGCCUGGAAAAACCUGGACUCCUUCCACGGCCCGGUCAGCGUUAUGAACUACAUCGGACACGGCACCUACACCACCUACGCCAUCGCCAACGCCACGCAGCUGCUGGUGCGCGAGACGCCGGCCGACAGCGUCAGGGUGGCCGUGCUGAUGACCGACGGGGUGGACCACCCGCGGAACCCAAACGUGAUUGCGGCCGCAGCAGAGGCUAAGAGUCACGGGAUCAAGAUCUUCGCCGUGGGUCUGUCAGAUAUCGCCAAGCAGAAUCAGAACGGAGCCAAACUGCGGGCCAUCGCCAGCGCGCCCGCUCAGCAGUUUGUUCAGAGUCUUCUGGACCCUCAACUGGAGCAGAAACUGCUCAAAGAGAUGGGUACGGUUGUUUUAGAAGAGUGCCCGGAAGCUCAGGUGUGUUUGUGUGAAAGAGGAGAACGAGGCCCCCCAGGAGUUACCGGCAGGAAAGGCGACCCGGGUUACCGAGGUCCGCCUGGUCCCAAAGGAGGGAGGGGGGAACCCGGCAUGAACGGCCGACCGGGAGUUGAGGGUCCAGAGGGUCGCCAGGGCUACAAAGGCAACAAAGGGGAGAGAGGAGAUUGUGGACCACCUGGGGGUAAAGGUGACCUCGGUUUGGAGGGGCCACCUGGACUACGAGGAGCAAAGGGAAAACAGGGGGAGUUUGGACCACCUGGAGACAUUGGCCCUGAAGGACCACACGGACAAAAAGGCGACAGAGGGCCCGGCGGUGACCCGGGACCACCGGGAGACUUUGGUAUUGGUUUCCCGGGAGCCAAGGGUGAAAAGGGCAACCAAGGAAAACCAGGUCCAACUGGUAUAGCUGGCAUUGGAGAACCAGGACUACCAGGGUCUCUUGGACAACCUGGACCACGAGGCAACCCGGGAGCGCCUGGAGAAGGUGUCGCAGGACCUAAGGGUGACCGAGGAUUUGAAGGACCGCGGGGGAAUCGUGGGCUGCCUGGUAUCGGGUUCAAAGGUGACAAGGGCGGCCUAGGUCCACCUGGGCAACAAGGUCCAGUUGGUUCUCCAGGUGUUGGACACCAAGGCGAAAAGGGUGACCAGGGCCCAGCAGGACCCACAGGCCCCAGAGGAGGUCCAGGUGUGGGAUUACCAGGACCUAAGGGAAAUCAGGGAUUCUCAGGUGUUCCAGGACCACCUGGUGAGAGAGGCACGGGAGUGCAAGGACCAAAAGGGGAUGUGGGAGCCCAGGGUCCACCAGGCAUUCCCGGUCAGCCAGGAGAGGAUGGGGUCGCAGGGCAAAAGGGUGACAUCGGAUUCCCAGGGCCCAGGGGUCCAGACGGUAGUCCCGGUACAGGCGCCCCUGGAGUAAAAGGGGACAGAGGGGACAGGGGGACCAGAGGUCAGCCAGGUGCUGUUGGUCCUGCGGGACCAGUGGGACCAAAGGGGGAUCCUGGAUUUAUCGGGCCACCCGGUGCUCCGGGACAACUAGGGAGGGGUAUUCCUGGUGCCAAGGGAGAUCCCGGUCCGCAAGGUUCCGCUGGAGCUGUGGGUGAGCCAGGCCGGGGUAUAACUGGACCCAAGGGUGACAGAGGGUUUCCAGGACCUGCAGGGUUGUCUGGAGGUAAAGGAGAAGGCAGUCCAGGCCUUCCAGGUCUUCCAGGACCUCCUGGCUUGACGGGCGAGCCUGGACCAGAUGGAGUAGGCCUACCAGGACCAAAGGGAGACAGAGGCCUAUCUGGAACUCCUGGACCUGGAGGGCCACCAGGAAUUGGACAUCUUGGGCCAAAGGGUUCCAUUGGCGCAAUAGGCCCUCCUGGUCCACAGGGCCCCCCAGGUGAGGGUAUCCAAGGACAAAAGGGAGAACCUGGAUUCCAGGGGAUUCCUGGCCCGAGAGGUCCUUCUGGGCUCGGACUCCAGGGGGACAAGGGGGACCGAGGCUUCAGUGGUGAGAGAGGAAAAAAGGGAGACAGUGGGCCUGCUGGAGAACCAGGAGCCACCGGACCUUUGGGACAAGUGGGACAAAAAGGUGAACCUGGAAUUACGAGGGAAGAAAUCAUCAAAAUCGUCAGAUCAAUAUGCAAUUGCGGGGUGACAUGCCGCCAAAGCCCCUUGGAGCUGGUCUUUGUGAUUGACAGCUCCGAGAGCGUGGGCCCAGACAACUUCAAUGUCAUCAAAGACUUUGUGAGUGCCGUCGUAGACCGGGCUUCCGUGGGCAGGGGCACCACACGGGCAGGCGUGGUGCUCUACAGCCACAUCAACACGGUGGUGGUCAGCCUCAACCAGGAGGCCUCCCUGGACGAGGUCAAGUCCGCGGUGCGCUCCAUGACUUAUUUGGGCGAGGGGACUUUCACCGGCAGCGCCAUCCAUCGGGCCAACCAUCUUUUCAGAGCGGCUAGGGUCGGCGUGAGGAAGGUGGCCGUUGUCAUCACAGACGGCCAGGCCGACAAGAGGGACUCGGUCAGUCUGGAGAGCGCAGUGAGGGAAGCCCGGGCAAGUAACAUCGAGAUGUUUGUGAUCGGUGUGGUCAACAACAGCGACCCGCUGUUUGUGGAGUUCAAGAAGGAACUGGACCUCAUGGCUUCGGAACCAGACGGAGACCACGUGUACCUCAUCAACGACUUCAAAACACUGCCAGCCCUCGAGAAGAAUCUGUUGAGCCGAAUCUGUGAGGACGGUCAAGGAGUCUCCUUCCAGCCAGUUCCCUCUCAUCCCGAAAGAGAACCCACUGCGCCGCAGAGACCAAAAACAGACGACAGAACCUCGUCGGAACCCCAAAGACUGCCGUUCUUCGACAGGGAACCUUUUAGACCGGGAACGAACGUCGAGCCGAAGCACCCCGUCACGGCUGGAGUCAACGGGCCGAUGGCACCCACCAUGAAGACCCCACGGGGGUCCCGUCCACCCAUGACUACUGCAUCCCCACAGCGCUGCAGUCAGCCUCUGGACCCGGGGCCGUGCCGGGACUACGUGGUGAGGUGGUACUAUGACGCCACGGCCAACUCCUGCGCUCAGUUCUGGUUUGGAGGCUGUCAAGGUAACACCAACCAAUUUGACAGCAAAAAGAGCUGUAAGGAAGCCUGCGUGCAAGUCUAACAGGAACUAUCAUGGUACUGUCCUUUAACACCCACUUUUACCAAGUCUGACUUUAAUGUGAACACAAUGUUUAACAAUGUAUUCCAACGUUAAAAACGUAUUUUUGUCAUCUACUCACGAUCAUUUCAUUGAUAACCACUAACUGUUCAGUAAAGCCGAUCAUGUUGUACUAUUGUUUUUUUUUACUUUAUAUUUUUUUAAAUCUCAAUUUCAAUAAAGUGUAAUGUCAUUGAAGAAUAAAGCUAUUUUUGAACUAUU
This is a messenger RNA of Nerophis ophidion (straightnose pipefish), 3820 nucleotides long. RefSeq names its product collagen, type XXVIII, alpha 1b (gene col28a1b). Bases 152 to 3562 code for a protein of 1136 amino acids. The transcript is spliced from 34 exons. The record is from RefSeq and is a predicted model, not a curated record. Gene Ontology annotation, molecular function: serine-type endopeptidase inhibitor activity. Lineage: Eukaryota; Metazoa; Chordata; Actinopteri; Syngnathiformes; Syngnathidae.